Messenger RNA from Poecilia reticulata (guppy), 1115 nucleotides. Lineage: Eukaryota; Metazoa; Chordata; Actinopteri; Cyprinodontiformes; Poeciliidae. The record is from RefSeq and is a predicted model, not a curated record.
AUUAAGAUCCGUCUUGCACCUGGCGGCACGGAGACAUGAAGCCAAAAAAACCGUUUCUUAUGAUCUCCUAAGAUCACAAAAGAAUCAUCGACGCCCAGCCUAAAUGAUGGAAAACUGUUGUUGAUCUACCUCAUAAUAUUCUCCGUGUUGAUGCGGCUUCGUAACUUGGCGUCGACCUGCUUCAGCUAGAGUGGGCGAGUAGCCCGCAGGAACGCCAUGUUUGAAAUGGCUGCCUUUGUUAUCUGGCAAGUUAUUUUUCAGAAACAUUAUUCGAAGUUUUGUCCUUGAAGUUACUGAAGCAAUUUUUGUGUUAAAAUAGAGCAGCAGCAGAAGAGGAGCGACAUGGCCAUGGCGUCUCGGCUCCUUGUUUGUUUGGCUGCUGGCGUCCCUGAAAUAUCCGAGACAAAAAAUGGCGUCUGGAACUAGCAGCAUCCCGAUUAUGUAUAGACCAAGAUGAUCUACAAUGAUGUUGAGGAUCGCUUCCGUCGACCUGAGGAAUCCCUACAAGGUGCCUGGCGGAUCCGCCCAACCCGUCAAAGAUUGGUAAAAGGCAAAUAACUGUUCCAAUGGCGGAUCCAGAAGACAUCUCCAGAAGAUAUCUCGGGGACGUAAACACAAAGAAUCCAAAUACAUGGAUGACGGGAUUUUGAUGGCAUCUGGUGUGUAGGACAGUCUUGGAGGCAUUGCCACAAGGAAGAAAUGAAAAGAAAGAAGGUCUUCAGUUUAUUGAAGGAGGAUUUUUGAAGCUGAAUGCCCUGCGCUGUAAUCUGCUUCCUGCUUUUGGAGCAGUCUACGUUGUGCUUGAAUCCACAUGGAUGCACUUCAACCGAACAGAGACAGAGAUGAGUCCGCUAAUCUACAUCCUGAUGACAAACUGUUCUGUGAGAGCCGCGCUGAGAUAAAUGAGCCAGAUGUCUUCAAAGAGACGACACGCUUCAUCUACAGAAGCAAGACGCCCAACCUGGACAAGAUGGCCGAUGACCUGCUGGCUGCAGCUGACCAGGUGGACAAUGUGUGUACUUACACCUGUUGCACUCCAGACAUCCUGCACUGAUCAGCCAAUAUGUUGAACUUCUUGUCUCGUAUUAAAAGCAGACUUUCAGAUUUUUAAAUCA